CAGCACUUCUCGUGCAUGCGCAGUGGGCACCCGGCUGUCAAAGUCAGGUGUCCACAGUCUGCUCCCCCUCCAUCUCUAAAGGUCCGCAGUGUCUGGUCAUGCCCUGUACUGUCUGCAGUCUCUGGUCAUCCCCUGUGCUGUCUGCAGUCUCUGGUCAUCUGUACUGUCUGCAGUCUCUGGUCAUCUCCUGUACUGUGUCCACAGUCUCUGGUCAUCUCCUGUACUGUGUCCGCAGUCUCUGGUCAUCUCCUGUACUGUCUGCAGUCUCUGGUCAUCUCCUGUACUGUGUCCGCAGUCUCUGAUCAUCUCCUGUACUAUGUCUGCAGUCUCUGGUCAUCUCCUGUACUGUGUCCGCAGUCUCUGGUCAUCUCCUGUACUGUGUCCGCAGUCUCUGGUCAUCUCCUGUACUGUGUCCGCAGUCUCUGGUCAUCUCCUGUACUGUGUCCGCAGUCUCUGGUCAUCUCCUGUACUGUCUGCAGUCUCUGGUCAUCUCCUGUACUGUGUCCGCAA
Messenger RNA from Staurois parvus, 510 nucleotides. NCBI's taxonomy places the organism in Eukaryota, Metazoa, Chordata, Amphibia, Anura, Ranidae. The record is from the annotation of a GenBank genome assembly.